This is a messenger RNA of Salmo salar (Atlantic salmon), 1087 nucleotides long. RefSeq lists its product as uncharacterized. The record is from RefSeq and is a predicted model, not a curated record. Lineage: Eukaryota; Metazoa; Chordata; Actinopteri; Salmoniformes; Salmonidae.
GUUUAUUGUGUUUCAUGAUUAAGUCCAGGUCAUUCUCUCACAGCAUUCAAGAAGGGUGAACAGGCAGGUUUGAUCACCAUGGCAGCUAACAUGACAGUCCAUCAGCAGGUGGCAGCACCUUCUAUGAAAGGCUGGAAGACGGGCCUCUUUGACUCCUUUCAGGACAUGAGUAUCUGUUGCAAUGAAUUCUGAUGCUGUCCUUGCUAUGCCAGCUCCACCACAGGAGAGUUUGGAGAGAGUACCUAUCUGCCCUUAAUGGACAUCAUAGGCCCUGCUUUCAUGGCUGCUAUUGGGGUGCCUGUCAUUGUGCCACCCGCAAGUCUGUCCAUGCGGGUUGCUGUACGACACAAAUAUGGCAUUCAGGGAAGCCUCUUUGAGGACAUCUUGGUGUCCUGCUUCUGUGCCUGUUGCUCGUGGUGUCAGAUGGCUAGGGAGAUCAAAGAGCACAAGAAGGGCUGCACUUUCAUAACCACCCAGCCUGUGUCCAUCCAAGUGCAGCCUCCUACCAUGACCACUUCAAAUGUAUCUUACAUGACCAACCAACAGGGCUACGUCAUAACCGGCCCACAGUCCCCCAACCAACAGAGCUACGUCAUAACCGGCCCACAGUCCCCCAACCAACAGAGCUACGUCAUAACCGGCCCACAGUCCCCCAACCAACAGAGCUACGUCAUGACCGGCCCACAGUCCUCCAGCAUGGCUGAGAUGUCCCCUGGUAUGAUGGGAGGGCCCCCUAACAUGGCCAGAGGGGGUCAAAUUAAGAUGGCAUCAGACCAACAUGCCAUUGCAGGCCAUUCACAAAUGACAACUUCUGAUCCACCUGCCUAUAACCCUGCUGUUAUGAUGCCCCCUGACAUGUAUAACCAUAUGGUGAACACCACUGUCUCCACCCAACCAUCCAAAUGCUGAGCUCUGCUGCUUCAUCUAAUCACUUUCUGAUAGCUGACCUUGCUGUAAUGUUCACAGUCAAUGAAUUAAUUAGAUUGAUGAAAAUCUGUUUUUAUAUGAUUUAUAGUCUGAGGUUUAAUUGAUGGUAAUGUCCACUGCUCAUUGUCUUGACAUGUAAUAAAGUCAUUUAUAUUGUGUU